Molecule: messenger RNA, 8277 nt
Organism: Anopheles marshallii
Lineage: Eukaryota; Metazoa; Arthropoda; Insecta; Diptera; Culicidae
Gene: N
Product: neurogenic locus Notch protein
Exons: 11
Coding region: 1-8277 (2758 amino acids)
Biological process (GO): regulation of developmental process; multicellular organism development; Notch signaling pathway
Cellular component (GO): membrane
Molecular function (GO): calcium ion binding; Notch binding
Source: RefSeq, a predicted model, not a curated record
AUGAUGGGGAGCCCGGGAAGGAUAACGGGCGUCACCGUCCUGCUGGCGAUCGUGCUGUGCAGUUUCAUCGGUAACGCAUCCGGUUUCCUGUCGUGCUCGCCGUCACCCUGCAAACAUGGCGGCACGUGCGUUAGCCGCCCGAAUGGUGCAUCCUACUGCAACUGCACGUCACGCUACACCGGAGAUUUCUGCGACUUCCCGAACCCGUGCCACACCGGGGCCGGUCCACGCUGCCAGAACGGUGGCAUCUGCGAGACGACCUUCCGGGACGGUAUACCAACGUUCGCCUGCCGGUGCCCGAUCGGUUACACCGCGAGCCUCUGCGAGAUACCGGUGAAGAAUGCGUGCGAUUCGUCACCGUGCAACAACGGUGGCAACUGCAAGCUAAAGACGCUGGACGACUACACCUGCCUGUGCGCGACUGGCUAUUCCGGCAAACACUGUGAUAAGCAGAAUCUGUGCGCCUCGUCACCGUGCCGGAACGGGGGCACCUGUACGCUGUCGCCGAACGGCCACGUCAAGUGCAUCUGUCCGAAGGGUUUCCGCGGCAUGUACUGUGCGGACGACAUCGACGAGUGUCUGAAGAAUCCGUGCGAAAAUAACGGCAAGUGCGUUAACACGCACGGUUCAUAUCAGUGCAUGUGCGAACCAGGCUACACGGGCAAGAACUGCGAGUCGGGCUACAUUCCCUGUUCGCCCUCACCCUGCCAGAACGGUGGCACCUGCAAGCAGUCGACCAAGUACUCCUACGAAUGCAAAUGUCCUCCGGGCUUUCAAGGGAAGAACUGCGAGGAGAACACGGACGACUGUCCGGGGAAUCUGUGCCAGAACGGGGGCACCUGCGUGGACGGCAUCAACGCCUACCACUGCAGCUGCCCGUCCAGCUUUACCGGCGAGUUCUGCGAGAACGAUGUCGACGAGUGUGCGCUGCGGCCAUCGAUCUGCCAGAACGGUGCGACCUGCACGAACACGCACGGCAGCUACAACUGCAUCUGCGUGAACGGUUGGAACGGUCCGGACUGCAGCAACAACAUCGACGACUGCGUGGAUGCGGCCUGCUUCAACGGUGCGACCUGUAUUGACGGUGUCGGCAGCUUCUACUGCCGGUGCACACCGGGCAAAACCGGGCUGCUGUGCCAUCUGGACGACGCCUGCACGUCAAACCCGUGCCAUGCGGAUGCGAUCUGUGACACCAGCCCGAUCAAUGGGUCGUUCGCGUGCUCGUGUGCGGUCGGCUACAAGGGUAUCGACUGUUCGGAGGAUAUAGACGAGUGCGAUCAGGGAUCACCCUGUGAGCAUAAUGGUAUCUGCGUCAACACGCCCGGUUCGUUCGCCUGCAACUGCUCGCAAGGAUUCACCGGACCGCGGUGCGAAACGAACGUCAACGAAUGUGAGUCACACCCGUGCCAGAACCAGGGCAGCUGUCUGGACGAUCCUGGGACCUUCCGUUGCGUGUGCAUGCCAGGUUAUACCGGCACGCAGUGCGAGAUCGAUAUUGACGAGUGUGCGACGAACCCGUGCCUGAAUGGUGGCAUCUGCCGCGAUAUGGUCAACUCGUUCAAAUGUACGUGCGCGAUCGGUUUCUCGGGGCUCCGGUGCCAGAUCAACAUCGACGACUGUAUGUCGCAACCGUGCCGGAACGGUGGCAUCUGUCAUGAUUCGAUUGCCGGCUAUACGUGCGAAUGUCAGCCAGGCUAUACCGGGCUAUCGUGCGAGACGAACAUCAACGACUGCCAGUCGAACCCGUGCCAUCGCGGGAUUUGCAUUGACGGUGACAACUCCUUCACCUGUCUGUGCAAUCCGGGGUACACCGGCUAUCUCUGCCAGAUACAGAUCAACGAGUGCGAAUCGAACCCGUGCCUGUUCGGCGGACACUGUGAGGAUCUGGUCGGUGGGUAUAUGUGCCGCUGCCAGCCAGGCACGUCUGGACCGAACUGCGAGGUGAACGUGAACGAAUGUCACAGCAACCCGUGCCGGAACGGGGCGAAAUGUAUCGACGGCAUUAACCGCUACACGUGCCAGUGUGUGCCGGGCUACACCGGGUUCCAUUGCGAGACGAACAUCAACGAGUGUGCGUCGGAUCCGUGCGCUAAUGGGGGCGUCUGUAUGGAUCUGGUGAACGGGUUCCGGUGCGAAUGUCCGCGCGGGUACUUCGAUGCACGGUGUCUGAGCGAUGUGGACGAGUGUGCGUCGAACCCGUGCAUCAACGGUGGCCGGUGUGAGGAUGGCGUGAACCAGUUCAUCUGCCAUUGUCCGCCUGGGUACGGUGGACGGCGUUGCGAGAUCGAUAUCGACGAAUGUGGAUCCAAUCCGUGCCAGCAUGGUGGCAUCUGUCGGGAUGGGCUGAACGCGUACACGUGCCAGUGCAUGCCGGGCUAUACCGGGCGCAACUGUGAGAUUAACAUCGACGACUGCAUCAACAACCCGUGCCGGAACGGUGGUUCCUGCAUCGAUCUGGUAAACGGGUACAAGUGUGUCUGCCGUGGUCCGUUCACCGGGCGCGACUGUGAAUCGAAGAUGGACCCAUGCCUACCGAACCGCUGCCGGAAUGGUGCGAAAUGUUCGCCCAGCCCGAACUAUCUGGAUUUCGCUUGCUCCUGUUCGCUCGGCUACACCGGCCGGUUGUGCGACGAGGACAUCAACGAGUGUGCACUGUCGUCGCCUUGUCGGCAUGGCGCGACCUGCCGGAACACGAACGGUUCCUACCACUGUAUCUGCGCGAAGGGUUACGAGGGCCGGGACUGCACGAUCAACACGGACGACUGUGCGUCGUUCCCGUGCCAGAACGGUGGCACCUGUUUGGAUGGGAUCGGCGACUACACCUGCCUGUGCGUGGACGGGUUCGAGGGCAAACACUGCGAGGUGGACAUCAACGAGUGUCUGUCGAUGCCGUGCCAGAACGGAGCGACCUGCAACCAGUACGUCAACUCGUACACCUGCACCUGUCCGCUUGGGUUUAGCGGUAUGAACUGCCAGACGAACGAUGAGGACUGUACGGAAAGUUCGUGCAUGAACGGUGGGACGUGUAUCGACGGCAUCAACAGCUACAACUGCUCCUGCGAAACAGGAUACACCGGCUCGAACUGUCAGUAUCGCAUCAACAAGUGUGACUCGCAACCGUGCCGCAAUGGUGCGACGUGCCACGACUACGAGAACGACUACACGUGCCACUGUUCGUACGGGUACACGGGCAAGCAGUGCAUGGACUACGUCGACUGGUGUACGCAGAACCCGUGCGAAAAUGGCGCAACCUGUACGCAGCAGGACAACACGUACCAUUGUGCGUGUGCGGCCGGUUGGACCGGGAAGUUGUGCGAUGUGGAGAUGGUAUCGUGCAAGGAUGCGGCCGCGAGAAAGGGCGUGGACGCGAAACAUCUCUGCCACAACGGAACGUGCGAGGACUUUGGCAAUUCGCACCGGUGUCGGUGUGCGCGCGGUUACACGGGUUCGUACUGCCACCAUGAGAUAAACGAGUGUGAAUCACAACCGUGCCGGAAUGGUGGUACGUGCAAGAACCUGAUCGGGUCGUACCGGUGCCAAUGUCGGGCAGGAUUUCAGGGACAGAACUGCGAGCUGAACAUCGACGAAUGUAAGCCGAAUCCGUGCCGCAACGGUGGCAUCUGUCACGAUCUGGUCAAUGGGUAUAAGUGUUCGUGUCCGCCCGGCACGAUUGGGGUGCUGUGCGAGAUCAACACGGACGACUGUACGCCCGGUGCGUGUCACAACAAUGGCAGCUGCGUGGAUAAGGUCGGUGGGUUCGAGUGUCGCUGCCCGCCGGGCUUUGUCGGAGCGCGGUGCGAGGGUGACAUUAACGAGUGUUUGUCUAACCCGUGCUCCAAUCCGGGUACGCUCGAUUGCGUGCAGCUGGUGAACGAUUAUCACUGCAACUGCAAACCGGGCCAUAUGGGUCGGCACUGUGAGGUGAAGGUGGACUUCUGCGCGAACAGCCCCUGCCUGAACGGUGGUCAGUGUUCGACGCGCCAGUCUGGACAUCAUUGCGUGUGCGCGGAUGGGUACUACGGCAAGAACUGCGAAUUUAGCGGCCACGACUGCGACUCGAACCCGUGCGUGAACGGACUCUGCCAGAUUGCGGAUGAUGGUGGGUAUCGGUGCGAUUGCCCGCUCGGCACUAGCGGCGUUAACUGCGAGGUGGACAUACUGGACGAAUGUACCUCGGGACCGUGCGAGAAGGGUGCACCGUGCCAGAACAAGCUGGGUGACUUCGAGUGCCUUUGCCCGCCGAAAUGGAGCGGCAAGACGUGCAACACGUAUGAUCCGCAUUAUCACGGUUGGUACGAUACGACGCAGCAGCAGCAGCAGAGACCGCACAAGCAUGGAGGUGCCGCGCUGCCGAACAUCUACGCGAUUGAUCUGGAGUACCAGCGGGCACAGUGCGUGAAGAAGGGUUGCCGGGAGAAGCAGGGCAACCAUCGGUGCGACGAGGAGUGCAAUACGUACGCGUGCGAUUUCGACGGCAAUGACUGUUCGCUCGGCAUCAACCCGUGGCUGAACUGUACCGCAAGCAUCAACUGCUGGGAGGUGUUCAUGGAUGGGUUCUGCAACGAGGAGUGCAACAAUGCGGCCUGCCUGUUCGAUGGGCGUGACUGCGAGAAGAAGCUGCAGCCGUGCAAUCCGAUCUACGACGCGUACUGUCAGAAGCAUUACGCGAACGGGUUCUGCGACUACGGUUGCAACAAUGCGGAAUGUAACUGGGACGGGUUGGAUUGUGAGAAUGAGAAGGAACCGGCCCAGCUGGCCGAGGGUGCGAUCUCGAUCAUACUGCUGAUGGAUGCCGCAACGUUCCGGGCAAAUGCGAUACAGUUCCUGCGGGAUUUGGGACAUCAGCUGCGGACGACGGUACGGAUCAAGAAGAAUGCGGCGGGCAUGGAGAUGAUCUACCCGUGGAAGGGUGGAACCGCACUGCAGGGCCUAACCGAUAGCGAGUUCGGACGGAAGCAUCACGUAGUGUACACGGAGACGCGCCAGAUCGGCAUCCAGGUGUAUCUGGAGCUGGACAACAGAAAGUGCAUCGGCAUGAGCGGUGCGGAAUGUUUCGGUACGGCGAACGAGGCGGCAGAGUUCCUCGCUGCGACCGCUUCCAAACAUUCACUCUCGAAACAGUUCCCGAUCUAUCAGGUGAAGGGUGUUAAUCCGGAUGAUGAUGGGUUGCCCGGCGCGACGAACGUGAGCUACGUGCUGGUUGGGUUCUUCGGCCUGUUGACGAUUGCGUUCUUAAUCGUGCUGGUGGUUAACAGGAAGCGUGCGCACGGUAUCACCUGGUUCCCGGAGGGUUUCUUUACCGCGAAUACGAACGUGAGGCGUCCGUCGCGUAGACGUCCGGACGGGCAGGAGAUGCGUAACCUCAACAAAAACCCGUCCAUGGUGGAUAUGGUGGUGGCGAAUGGGGUCGGUGGUCAUGGCAGUGGUGGUGCUGGAGGUCACGGAAUGAUGGGACACGGGCAGCAAUGGUGCAACAGUGACGAUGAGUCGGAGAUGCCGACGGCACGCAAGCGUAUGCGUGCGAUCGAUCAGGGCUAUUCGAGCGAUCACACGGCAAUUACCGAUUACGAGGAGACGGAACCACGCGUCUGGGCGCAGCAACACUUCGAGGCGGCCGAUAUACGCGACCACCCGGCAAUGAUGACACCACCCACGCACCACGACGGAGAUGUGCGGGAUGUGGAUGUGCGCGGCCCGUGCGGUAUGACCCCGCUCAUGGUGGCUGCGGUGCGCGGUGGAGGACUAGACUCAGGCGAAGACAUCGACUCGACGGACGAUUCAGCGGCCCAGAUCAUCUCGGAGCUCGUCGCGCAAGGUGCAGAGCUGAACGCAACGAUGGACAAGACGGGUGAAACGUCACUACAUCUGGCGGCACGUUAUGCGCGAGCAGACGCAGCGAAACGGCUGCUAGAUGCGGGUGCCGAGGCAAACAGUCAGGAUAAUACGGGCCGGACACCGUUGCACGCGGCAGUUGCAGCAGAUGCGAUGGGUGUGUUCCAGAUAUUGCUGCGCAACAGGGCGACGAAUCUGAACGCACGGAUGCACGACGGUACGACGCCGUUGAUACUGGCGGCCCGGCUCGCCAUCGAGGGCAUGGUGGAGGACCUGAUCCAGGCCGAUGCGGAUAUUAAUGCGGCCGAUAACAGCGGCAAAACGGCACUGCACUGGGCGUCGGCUGUGAACAACGUGGAUGCGGUGAACAUCCUCCUGUCGCACGGGGCCAACCGGGACGCGCAGGACGAUAAGGACGAGACGCCACUGUUCCUAGCGGCACGGGAAGGUUCGUUCGAGGCGUGCCGGGCACUGCUGGAUAACUUCGCCAACCGGGACAUCACCGACCACAUGGAUCGGCUACCGCGGGACGUUGCGAGCGAGCGGCUCCAUCACGAUAUCGUUCGCCUGCUGGACGAGCAUGUGCCACGGUCGCCCCAGAUGGUCACCACGAUACCGUCCGGUAGUGGGGGCAGUACGGCCGGUGGAGGAAGCGGUAACACCAUCAUGUCACCGACCCACGCCCACAUGAUCACGCACCCGACGAUUAUUGCGUCGGCGAAGCAGAGCAAGCAGAAGAAGCAGCGCCAGCAGAAGAUGAAUGGUGGAGGAGUGGCGGGAUCGUCGGCGGCGGCAGCAGCAGCUGCUGCAGCACAGGCCGCGGCAGUGGUGGCCGCCAACAUGGGCGGUAGUGUCGGUGCGUUGACGCUCAGUCAAAACCCGACCAGCCCGCAGGACGGUGGUGCCGAUCUGGUGGCGGGCAGCAUGCGACGAAAGGCGGUGGCGAAGAAGUCCGGCAACGGGGCGGCGGGCAAGAAGUCGAACAACACCGGUGGCGGUGGGGCAGGUUCGGGCGGUGGUACACCCGGGCACGGUGGACUGACCGAUCUGGGACUCGCAGACGAUCAGCUCAGUUCGGUGGAGUCGCCGAUCGCGAACCUCAACAGCCCGUACGACUCGGUUAGUCUCUACUCGAACGCGAUGACCGUGCACCAGCUGGACACGAUCAGCCCGAACAGUGGAAGUUCCGGAGGCGGCAAUGGCAUGAUGCCAAAGAAACCUCCCAGCUAUGAAGACUGCAUAAAGAGCGCACAGUCGAUGCAAUCGCUGCACAACAUCCAGCUCGAUAACUAUGGCUACUCGCUCGGCGGCAAUGUCAAUGGCGGUGGAAAUCAGUUCUCCGAUCUGCUCAUGAGUCAGCAGCGUACGUUGAACAGUGGUGGUGGUGGAGGUGGAGGCGGAGGCGGCAUCGGGUCCCUGUCGUCGAACGGUAUGGGUCCGGCAGGGAACAACCUGAUGCACACGGCCAUGCACACGAUGGGUGAGAGUGGACUCAGUCCGCCCUACUCCAACCAGUCACCUCCACAUUCGGUCCAGAGCAAUAUGGCGCUCUCACCUCAAGGUUAUAUAGUGUCUCCCGAUCACAACGCCUUUGCAGGUUCUCCCUCGCCCGCCAAAACACGCCCCAGCCUGCCGACCUCACCGACCCAUAUCCAGGCGAUGAGGCAUGCGCAGCAACAGAAGCACAACAUACAGAUGAUCUCCAGCGGCAACCUGCAACAGCAGCAGCAGCAGGGUGGGAACAGCUUAGGCUGCAAUGGUGGUGGCCAACAGCAGCAACAGCAGCUCGGCGGUGGGUUGAGUAGUAGCAAUGGGGGCAACGGUGCCAACAACAAUCCCACAUCCAACAGUGCAAUGCUGGCCGGUCUGCAGAUGAACUUCGUGAACGGUUCCAGCGGGCUCGAACUGGCCGGAUUCUGCAGUCCAACUGGUCAAGGAUCUCAAGCAUCGACCUCACAGAACACGACCGGUACGACCAGCACCGCGAUGACGGUAGCAUCGGCUCAUCUGUCACCACUGAGUCAGCAACAGCAGCAGCAGGUGCUGGCUAUGGUUGCACAGCAGCAGGCACAACUGAACAGCCAGCAGCAGCAACAACAGCAGCAGGCUCACCAUCAACUCCAGCAACAACAGCUGCAGCAACAACAGCAACAGCAACAACAGCAGCAACAGCAACCACAGCAGCAGCAGCAGCAACAAUCGUCCUUCUACCAAUAUCUGACACCACCGAGCCAGCACAGUGGCGGCGUGACGCCCCAGCAUCUUGUGCAGACGCUCGACAGCUACCCGACGCCAUCGCCGGAAUCGCCCGGUCACUGGUCAAGUUCCUCGCCGCACUCGACGUCCGACUGGUCCGAGGGCGUGCAGUCGCCGGCCAACAACGUGUACGUGACGAGUGCGGCCGGCCACCAGGCGAACAAGGGUUCGGAGGCGAUCUACAUCUAA